AUGUCCCAGAAAUCCUGGAUAGAAAGUACUUUGACCAAGAGGGAAUGUGUAUACAUUAUACCAAGUUCCAAAGACCCUCACAGAUGCCUUCCAGGAUGUCAAAUUUGUCAGCAACUUGUCAGGUGUUUUUGUGGUCGCUUGGUCAAGCAACAUGCUUGUUUUACUGCAAGUCUUGCCAUGAAAUACUCAGAUGUGAAAUUGGGUGACCAUUUUAAUCAGGCAUUAGAAGAAUGGUCUGUGGAAAAGCAUACAGAACAGAGCCCAACAGAUGCUUAUGGAGUCAUAAAUUUUCAAGGGGGUUCUCAUUCCUACAGAGCUAAAUAUGUCAGACUAUCAUAUGACACCAAAACUGAAGUCAUUCUGCAACUUCUGCUUAAAGAAUGGCAAAUAGAAUUACCCAAACUUGUUAUCUCUGUACAUGGGGGCAUGCAGAAAUUUGAGCUUCACCCACGAGUCAAGCAGUUGCUUGGAAAAGGUCUUAUUAAAGCUGCAGUUACAACUGGAGCCUGGAUUUUAACUGGAGGAGUAAACACAGGUGUGGCCAAACAUGUUGGUGAUGCCCUCAAAGAACAUGCUUCCAGAUCAUCUCGGAAGAUUUGCACUAUUGGAAUAGCUCCAUGGGGAGUGAUUGAAAACAGAAAUGAUCUUGUUGGGAGAGAUGUGGUUGCUCCUUAUCAAACCUUAUUGAACCCUCUGAGCAAAUUGAAUGUUCUGAAUAAUCUACAUUCCCAUUUCAUAUUGGUGGAUGAUGGCACUGUUGGAAAGUAUGGGGCAGAAGUCAGGCUGAGAAGAGAACUUGAAAAAACUGUUAAUCAGCAAAGAAUCCAUGCUAGAAUUGGUCAAGGUGUCCCUGUGGUGGCACUUAUAUUUGAAGGUGGGCCAAAUGUUAUCCUCACAGUUUUGGAAUACCUUCAAGAAAGUCCUCCUGUUCCAGUUGUCAUAUGUGAGGGAACAGGCAGAGCUGCAGAUCUACUAGCGUAUAUUCAUAAACAAACAGAAGAGGGAGGGAAUCUUCCUGAUGCAGCAGAACCUGAUAUUAUUUCAACCAUCAAAAAAACAUUUAACUUUGGCCAGAGUGAAGCAGUUCAUUUAUUUCAGACAUUGAUGGAAUGCAUGAAAAGAAAGGAGCUUAUCACUGUUUUUCACAUUGGAUCAGAUGAACAUCAAGAUAUAGAUGUAGCAAUACUUACUGCACUGCUUAAAGGCACUAAUGCAUCUGCAUUUGACCAGCUCAUCCUUACAUUGGCAUGGGAUAGAGUUGACAUUGCCAAAAAUCAUGUAUUUGUUUAUGGACAACAGUGGCUGGUUGGAUCCCUGGAACAAGCUAUGCUUGAUGCUCUAGUAAUGGAUAGAGUUGCAUUUGUAAAACUUCUUAUUGAGAAUGGAGUAAGCAUGCAUAAAUUUCUUACCAUUCCCAGACUGGAAGAACUUUACAACACUAAACAAGGUCCAACUAAUCCAAUGCUAUUUCAUCUUGUUCGAGAUGUCAAGCAGGGAAAUCUUCCUCCAGGAUAUAAGAUCACCCUAAUUGAUAUAGGACUUGUUAUUGAAUAUCUUAUGGGAGGAACUUAUAGAUGCACCUAUACUCGGAAACGUUUUCGAUUAAUAUAUAAUAGUCUUGGUGGAAAUAAUCGGAGGUCUGGCCGAAAUACCUCAAGUGGCACUCCUCAGUUGCGAAAGAGUCAUGAAUCUUUUGGCAAUAGGGCAGACAAAAAGGAAAAAACAAGACAUAAUCAUUUCAUUAAAACAGCGCAGCCCUACCGACCAAAGAUUGAUACAGCUUUGGAAGAAGGAAAGAAAAAAAGAACCAAAGAUGAAAUUGUAGAUAUUGAUGAUCCAGAAACCAAGCGCUUUCCUUAUCCGCUUAAUGAACUGUUAAUUUGGGCUUGCCUUAUGAAGAGGCAGGUCAUGGCCCGAUUUUUGUGGCAGCAUGGUGAGGAAUCAAUGGCUAAAGCAUUAGUUGCCUGUAAAAUCUAUCGUUCAAUGGCCUAUGAAGCAAAGCAGAGUGACCUGGUUGAUGAUACUUCAGAAGAAUUGAAACAGUAUUCCAAUGAUUUUGGUCAACUAGCAGUUGAAUUACUAGAACAAUCCUUCAGACAAGAUGAAACCAUGGCUAUGAAAUUGCUCACUUAUGAACUGAAAAACUGGAGUAAUUCCACCUGCCUUAAGUUAGCAGUUUCUUCAAGACUAAGGCCUUUUGUAGCCCACACCUGUACACAAAUGUUGUUAUCUGAUAUGUGGAUGGGAAGGCUGAAUAUGAGGAAAAAUUCCUGGUAUAAGGUUAUAUUAAGCAUCUUAGUUCCACCUACCAUAUUAAUGCUAGAAUAUAAAACUAAGGCUGAAAUGUCUCAUAUUCCACAAUCUCAAGAUGCCCAUCAAAUGACAAUGGAAGAUAGUGAAAACAACUUUCAAAACAUCACAGAAGAAAUUCCUAUGGAAGUAUUUAAAGAAGUAAGAAUAUUGGACAGCAAUGAAGGAAAGAAUGAAAUGGAAAUACAAAUAAAAUCAAAAAAGCUUCCAAUCACACGAAAGUUUUAUGCCUUUUAUCAUGCACCAAUUGUGAAAUUCUGGUUUAACACGUUGGCUUACUUAGGAUUUCUGAUGCUUUAUACAUUUGUGGUUCUUGUACAAAUGGAACAAUUACCUUCAGUUCAAGAAUGGAUUGUUAUUGCUUAUAUUUUUACCUAUGCUAUUGAGAAAGUCCGUGCGAUCUUUAUGUCUGAGGCUGGAAAAAUAAGCCAGAAGAUUAAAGUGUGGUUUAGUGAUUACUUCAAUAUCAGUGAUACAAUUGCCAUAUUUUCUUUCUUCAUUGGAUUUGGACUAAGAUAUGGAGCAAAGGGGAACUUUGAGGAUGCAUAUGAUAAUCAUGUUUUUGUGGCUGGAAGAUUAAUUUACUGUCUUAACAUAAUAUUUUGGUAUGUGCGCUUGCUAGAUUUUCUAGCUGUAAAUCAACAGGCAGGACCUUAUGUAAUGAUGAUUGGAAAAAUGGUGGCCAAUAUGUUCUACAUUGUAGUGAUUAUGGCUCUUGUAUUACUUAGUUUUGGUGUUCCCAGAAAAGCAAUACUUUAUCCUCGUGAAGAACCAUCUUGGACUCUUGCUAAAGAUAUAGUUUUUCAUCCAUACUGGAUGAUUUUUGGUGAAGUUUACGCAUAUGAAAUUGAUGUGUGUGCAAAUGAUUCUACUAUCCCUGGAAUCUGUGGUCCUGGGACGUGGUUGACUCCAUUUCUUCAAGCAGUCUACCUCUUUGUACAGUAUAUCAUUAUGGUCAAUCUUCUUAUUGCAUUUUUCAACAAUGUGUAUUUACAAGUGAAGGCAAUUUCCAAUAUUGUAUGGAAGUACCAACGUUAUCAUUUCAUUAUGACUUAUCAUGAGAAACCAGUUCUGCCUCCACCACUUAUCAUUCUCAGCCAUAUAGCUUCUCUGUUUUGCUGCAUAUGUAAAAGAAGGAAAAAAGAUAAGAGUUCAGAUGGACCAAAACUUUUUUUAACAGAAGAAGAUCAAAAGAAACUUCAUGAUUUUGAAGAGCAGUGUGUUGAGAUGUAUUUUAAUGAAAAAGAUGACAAAUUCAAUUCUGGGAGUGAAGAGAGAAUUCGUGUAACUUUUGAAAGAGUGGAACAAAUGUGCAUUCAGAUGAAAGAAGUUGGAGAUCGAGUCAACUAUAUAAAAAGAUCAUUACAGUCAUUAGAUUCUCAAAUUGGCCAUUUGCAAGAUCUUUCGGCCCUGACUGUGGAUACAUUAAAAACACUCACUGCUCAGAAAGCUUCGGAAGCUAGUAAAGUUCAUAAUGAAAUUACACGAGAAUUGAGCAUUUCCAAACAUUUGGCUCAAAACCUUAUUGAUGAUGGUCCUGUAAGACCUUCUGUAUGGAAAAAGCAGGGUGUUGUAAAUACCCUUAGCUCCUCUCUUCCUCAAAAUAGUCUUGAAAGUAGUAACCCUUUUCUUUGUAAUAUUUUUGUGAAAGAUGAAAAAGAUCCCCAAGGUAACAUAUUGGGUCAUGAUUUACCUUUAAUUCCCCAGAGAACAGAAUUCCAUUUUCCAGAGGCUGGUUCCUCUUGUGGUGCCUUAUUCCAAAGUGCUGUUUCGCCUCCAGAACUGCGACAGAGACUACAGGGAGUAGAAACCUUAAAAAUAUUUAGUAAAAAUAAGUCAGGCAGGUCAUCUAAUAGUAUACCACUAUCAUCCCCACCAACCAAACUUUUUGUUAGUACACCAUCCCAACCAAGUUGCAAAAGCCACUUGGAAAUUGUAACCAAAGAUCAAGGAACUGUUUGUUCUAAAGCUGCAGAAGGUGAUACUAUAGAAUUUGGAGCAUUUGUGGGACACAGAGAGAGCAUGGAUUUACAGAGACUUAAAGAAACCUCAAAUAAGGAAGAAAUAUUCAAUGAUAUUCCUUCUGAAAACACUUUGAAACACCUAAGUUCUCAUGCUGGAUUUACUGAGUGUUACCAAACUUCUAUUCCUCUUCAUUCAGAACAAGUGAAAAGUAGCAGUAGAAGGCCAUCUACAGAAGAAACUAACAAAGUAGACUCCAAAGCAGCUUUACUACCGGAUUGGUUACAAGAUAGACCAUCAGACAGAGAAAUACCAUCUGAAGAAGGAACAUUAAAUGGUCUUGCUUCUCCAUUUAAGGCGGUUAUGGAUACACAUUACUAUUACUCAGCUGUGGAAAGAAAUAACCUGAUGAGAUUAUCCCAGAGCAUUCCAUUUACACCUGUGCCUCCAAGAGGUGAGCCCGUCACCGUGUAUCGCUUGGAAGAGAGUUCGCCCAGCAUAUUGAAUAACAGCAUGUCUUCUUGGUCACAGUUAGGCCUCUGUGCCAAAAUAGAGUUUUUAAGUAAAGAAGAGAUGGGAGGAGGUUUACGGAGAGCUGUCAAAGUACAGUGUACUUGGUCAGAACAUGACAUCCUCAAAUCAGGGCAUCUUUAUAUUAUCAAAUCUUUUCUUCCUGAGGUGAUCAACACAUGGUCAAGUAUUUACAAAGAAGAUACGGUUCUACAUCUCUGUCUUAGAGAAAUUCAGCAACAGAGAGCAGCACAGAAGCUCACAUUUGCCUUCAACCAAAUGAAACCCAAAUCCAUACCAUAUUCUCCGAGGUUCCUUGAAGUUUUCCUGCUGUAUUGCCAUUCAGCAGGACAGUGGUUUGCUGUGGAAGAAUGUAUGACUGGAGAAUUUAGAAAAUACAAUAAUAAUAAUGGUGAUGAGAUUAUUCCAACUAAUACACUGGAAGAGAUCAUGUUAGCCUUUAGCCACUGGACUUAUGAAUAUACAAGAGGGGAGUUGCUGGUACUUGAUUUACAAGGUGUGGGUGAAAAUUUGACUGACCCAUCUGUGAUAAAAGCAGAAGAAAAGAGAUCCUGUGAUAUGGUUUUUGGCCCAGCAAAUCUAGGAGAAGAUGCAAUAAAAAACUUUAGAGCCAAACAUCACUGUAAUUCUUGCUGUAGAAAACUUAAACUUCCAGACCUGAAGAGGAAUGACUAUACACCUGAUAAAGUUAUAUUUCCUCAGGAUGAGCCUUCAGAUUUAACUCUUCAGCCUGGAGAUUCCACCAAAGAAUCAGAAUCAACUCAUUCUGUUCGUCUGAUGUUAUAA
Molecule: messenger RNA, 5589 nt
Organism: Pipistrellus nathusii (Nathusius's pipistrelle)
Lineage: Eukaryota; Metazoa; Chordata; Mammalia; Chiroptera; Vespertilionidae
Source: the annotation of a GenBank genome assembly